AUGCCACCCGCCGCACCGUCACCACCAACCGCGCCACCAGCGUGCGAUGGCUGGUGCCCGCGCAACUCCAACGUGUGGACCACCAAGUGCGCCUGGGGCAAGUGCAAGGGCUGCACCAGCUGCGCCACGGUCGAGGAAAAGUGCCGUCUCAACUUUUGCGAGUCGCACACCCGGGGUUGGCCUGCAAAGUGCGGGUGGGAUCGGUGCUCGGGCUGCCCCACGUGCAAGGAUCUCCAGCUGCCGCCGGCGCCUCCAUCGUGGCCUGGAUUGAGGAAGAGCUGCAUGGCUGCGAUGUGCUGGUUCCACACUCGGCCGUGGGGUGAAAAGUGCGGCUGGCAAAAGUGCGAGGGCUGCCCCGGGUGCUUGGACGGGCAGCCCGUCUCCUAG
This is a messenger RNA of Emiliania huxleyi CCMP1516, 387 nucleotides long. RefSeq lists its product as hypothetical. The record is from RefSeq and is a predicted model, not a curated record. The coding region runs from base 1 to 387 and encodes 128 amino acids. NCBI's taxonomy places the organism in Eukaryota, Haptophyta, Isochrysidales, Noelaerhabdaceae. The transcript has a single exon.